GAUACAAGACCUUCUGUACGUGUUAGCUUCCGACGCUAGCAGGACACUUCAUUCAUGACUUCAUUCACCCUGACGACAUAGACGUAUUCGUCAAAGAGAUGGGUGAUGCGAUCGCAACUGGCGAUCCGCUACGUUUCUUCCACCGCUUUCGCAAAGCUGAUGGGGACUGGAUCAUAUUCGAAUCAUACGGACAUGCCCAUCUCAACGAAGAUUCUAGCCGAAUCUCUGUACAAAGAGGUAGCAUCAAUGACGGAGGAUUCUUCAUUACCGCUCGCCCUUAUCCGACUAAGAGUGCCGCCCUGAUAGACUCGUUUCUAGAGCACAAGAUUGAGAAUUUGAGGCUCACAAACCACCUUAGAGAACUUCAAGAUGACGGAGAAGACGACUCUGAGCCUCGAGAUUGCCGAGAGGAGACAACAGAUGAAGAUGGGCCUGUUUUAGGCAGCGAUGAAGAUUCCGCCCAAGAAAACUCGGAGAGAUUCAGAAUGUCUGACUCUCAACCCCCCGAACGAGCGCAUUAUGUCAAGACGACCCAAACCAACCGUAUAGGCGAUCUUGGCAUUCCAUUUUCUCCAUACGCCAAUAGCGGGAGAGUGUCUAGAAGAAAAAAAAGGGGAGGUCUUGAAGCUGUAUGCGGCUAUGUGUGUUUGAGUUGUGGUAAUCUUGACUCAACAGAGUGGAGAAAAGGACCCAACGGACCGAAAACACUUUGCAACGCUUGUGGAUUGCGCUGGGCAAAGGCCCGAAGGAAAGAGCGAAAUAAGGAGCUUAGCGCCUUUCCCACACAACCUACCGGACGGUGAUCAUGAGAAGUGCCAUGAGGUCGGGUGCUGGUAUCAUCAACAGGAAUUAGGGGAGGGUCUAUGUUGUAUCAGAUAUACCAUCUUAGUUUCGUUCAAACGAAGAACAUCAC
Molecule: messenger RNA, 913 nt
Organism: Alternaria alternata
Lineage: Eukaryota; Fungi; Ascomycota; Dothideomycetes; Pleosporales; Pleosporaceae
Exons: 4
Coding region: 99-803 (234 amino acids)
Biological process (GO): regulation of DNA-templated transcription
Molecular function (GO): zinc ion binding; sequence-specific DNA binding
Source: RefSeq, a predicted model, not a curated record